AUGGAUUACAACGCUAGUACGCACAAUCUCUUGGAGCGCAUGCUACUUGAUGCAAGUGUAGAGCGGACAAACAUGGCAAUAGCACUUCUAAGUGCCAUCACGAAUGGUUUCUCUGAUGAUCGGAGAAUUGGUAGCUGUGGGUUUGCAGUUGUUUACAAGGGAUUACUUCAGAAUGGGACAGUCGCUGUGAAGAAGCUGUUCAACGCACUUGAGAUGGAUGACGACAAGUUCAUCAAAGAGGUUGCUUCUCUGAUGAGGAUGAAGCAAAAAAAUAUAGUACGAUUCUUGGGAUCCUGUGCUGACACACAAGGGAAAAUAUGGCAUUAUAAAGGGAAGAUGGUCAUUGCAGAAGAACCACAAAGGUUGCUCUACUUCGAGUUUCGGCCAAAAGGGUGUCUUGAUAAGUAUAUCACUGAUGUAUCUGAAGGACUUGAAUGGAGGACACGCUAUCAAAUAAUCAAGGGAGUUUGCGAGGGUUUAUAUUAUCUUCACCAGAAGAAUAUUGUUCAUUUAGAUCUCAAACCUGCAAAUAUACUGUUGAAUGAUGACAUGGUGCACAAAAUUGCUGAUUUUGGUCUCUCAAGGUGCUUUGAUGAAAAACAAAGCAGGGCUAUAACUAAAAACCUGGUUGGAUCACAGGGAUACUUGGCACCAGAAUUCGAUAGUGGACUAAUCACAUUCAAGUCAGACAUAUAUAGUCUCGGUGUUAUAAUCAUAGAGAUAUUGACAGGACAAAAGGCUUAUCCUGAGAUUGACAAUGUACUUCAAGGUUGGAGUGCUGGGUUCAUAAUGUCUCAGGGAGACAAACAGUUGAAAACGUCAUGGGGAGACAAACGGUUGGAACUGGUAAGAGUAUGUGCUGAGAUAGGCAUUAAGUGCAUUGACUACAAAUUAGAGAAGAGACCACUGAAAGGACGUAUAAUUGAGAUGCUUGAUGAGAUGGAAACUAAAUGUGGUUCUACUGAAACUGACUUGUGUACUUCAUGGGUAGCACAUGUAGAAAAGGGUUCUUCUGAGCUGCAGCAUGGCGUACCUAAGGUGCCAGGAGGGACAAGCUCUGAGACAAGUACUAGUCGUGUCUCCAAGUUGGCGGAGCGUGUUUCUACAGCACCAUCCCAGCUGCAGCGAAUAGUCUGUGUACCCAAGGGAUCCGGAGAGACAAGCAGCUCUGAGAUACGCUCCCUCGGGUCCACUGAGAUUAGCAAGCUGCUCGAGGUCUACCCGUCGGAGCUCCGCUUCCCCUUCGAGCCAGACAAGCCCAUCCAAUGCCCAGUGAGCCUGAUCAACAGGACAGACCAGUGCGUUGGCGUCUGGAUUAGACAGACCAACCCAAAUACAUGCUCUGAUGAUGAUUUGGAGGCUGGCUCAUGGUCUUCCCUUUCAGUGAUCCUGGAUCCACAUUCCACAUUGGUCGUGGCUAUGACAUUGGAGGAGCAACAGCAACCGCCAGAAAAGUUUGAGCUGCUGAUGCUCGUCAUGGGGUCGAAGUCAGACCUCACAAGUUUGGAGUCAUCCAUUAGUGGGUAUCUGAACUUGGACAGAGACUUUUUUAAGAGAGUCGAAGAGUUGGGUGGCGAGGUGCACCGUGCGGUGCUGAAGGCUGUCAUCUGUGAUCCAACAAGCUGCCAAGAAGUGAUCUGCAACCAGAAGGUGAGCUUGCCAGAAUUAGAGCUACACCACUUCAUACCAGCAACGUCGAAGUUUGGGGACAUCUUAUGUAUAGAUGUCCACCCCACCGAGACAUGGAUCUUGGUGGGUCACUUCGGUUUCUUUACGAAGGAGGAUGGCGUGACUUGUCCAAAAGAGUAUGUUUCUAUUUGGAACUACGAGACGCAGGAAAUAGUGACGGUGUUGCAGGUAAUCAAGCCAGGCUUGCUUAACCAGGUACAUUGGAUUACUUCGGCCAAAUUCAUCGCUCGAGAGCAAUGGUUCGCAACCGUGGAUGAGGACGGAUGUGUCCAUGUCUACGCUUACACUACAAAGGACAAGGUCAAGGAAUUCGAGGCUCACAAGGGCUUGCGCUAUGUCGUGUUGGCUGUUCACCCAACCGACCCAUUCUUGCUGACGGGGUCUUAUGGUGACACCUGGGUCAAGCUUUGGGACUGGAGCAAGGGCUGGGAGUGCACUCGAAGAUUCGACGUGCACUCAUAUUUCGUGCGUCGUCUCAUGUUUGACCCAAGGGACCGGCGCACUUUUGCUAGUGUUUCCGUUGAUGGGACACUAAAGGUUUGGGACAUUGUUUAUUCUUCCAAUCCUGUCACCACGUUGCCUGCUCGGGAAAAUUUUGAGUACCUUUCCACUGAUAGUCAUCGGCACUUCCUGGUUACUUGUGGCUAUAAUGACCACAGUUGGCGUGCAGAUAUAUGGGAUUCGCAGACAAGGAAUCUAGUUCACACUCUUGAUGUGAGCGGCCGGAGGAUGUGUGACGUUGCUUGCCACCCAACCCUUCCAUUAUUUGUUACCCUGUUAGACGAUGAGUAUGGGUCGACUCUUUGUUUGUGGAAUGCAAGUACCUACAGGCUUGAGAAGAUGGUUCACUCUAUGAACUUUCAGAUACAUGGACACAUAUUACAUGGAGCCGUGUUUUUAACUGGUACUAAGGACUUAACAAGGCUCGUGGUCGGAUCUCAACCAAGGAUAUCAGUAAUGGAGAUUAAUUUGCCAAAGGUAACGAUUGAUGGUGGGAACCAAGGUGUUUGAAGUUUACAAUUGGUAGCACUCAUGUGAGCUAGCCAAGACAAAAAUCCUCACAACACAUGGACUUUUUUUUAGUUCAGUGAUCCCUGCCAUGUUAUAUUCCAUCAAACAAAUAUCAUCUUAGUGGUUAUGGAUAUUUUCGCCAAGCAUAGAUAGAUAUUCAAUAAUAAGC
Messenger RNA from Phragmites australis (common reed), 2869 nucleotides. RefSeq lists its product as uncharacterized. Lineage: Eukaryota; Viridiplantae; Streptophyta; Magnoliopsida; Poales; Poaceae. The transcript is spliced from 15 exons. Gene Ontology annotation, molecular function: ATP binding; protein kinase activity; protein binding. The coding region runs from base 1 to 2700 and encodes 899 amino acids. Gene Ontology annotation, biological process: protein phosphorylation. The record is from RefSeq and is a predicted model, not a curated record.